AGAGCAACGACCAGCCGUGCCUCGGUCAGAUGUGGGAAUAUAAAUAACUCCUGAAUGCAUCAGUCUCGUGUUGUUAUUUGUUGCAUCCCACAAUAAAACGCACGUUUGUAGAUUUCUACAUUUUUAUCACAUACCCGAAGGUACACGCUUCCCUCGGUGUGUUUUGUGACGUUCGCAGUAGAAGGCGACACUGCAGAGGAAGGGGGCCGCGCAAGGAGGGACACCUGCGUUGCCAUAGCGCUCAGCCUCCCCCCUAAAGCCGUGCCGGCGAACGUGCUCCGCUUGCAAGACGGGUCUUUUCCGUGUCUCUAUGCUUGAUACCCUUCGGAGGGCGAAAUCCGACGGAGAGAGGGCGGAGAGACAGCGAAGCUGCAACAAGCAUCCACACGGGACGUAUGAAAGAGGGCGCUAGCGACGCGGAGGGCUUGAGAAAUGGAUUCCAUUUCCAUGAUGGGCAGCAGUCCCCUGAGCGCCAAGGAGACAUUCCUGCCCAACGGGGAGAAGAACGGGCUUAAGGAACGGGCGGGCAGGCCCACGGUCGCCAUCAUUGGCUCUGGUGACUUCUCCAAGUGUCUGACCAUCCGCCUGCUCCGGUGCGGCUACCACGUGGUCGUGGGCAGCCGGCAGCCCAAGCGGGCAGCGGAGUUCUUCCCGCACGUCGUGGACGUGACGCACCACGAGGACGCAGUGGGCAAGGCCGCCCUCAUCUUCCUGGCCAUCCGCCGUGAGCACUACGCCUCACUCUGGGACCUCAAGCACCUGCUGGCGGGGAAGGUGCUGGUGGACGUCAGCAACAAUGGGCGCAUGAACCAGUACCCGGAGUCCAAUGCGGAGUACCUGGCCUCGCUCUUCCCGGACUCUCAUGUGGUGAAGGGCUUCAACGUCAUCUCCGCCUGGGCCAUGCAGUCUGGACCCAAGGAUGCCAGCCGGCAGGUGUACGUGUGCAGUAACUCGGUGGAGGCCCGGCAGCAGGUGCUCGAGCUGGCGCGGCAGCUGAACUUCGUCCCCGUGGACAUGGGCGCCCUGUCAUCGGCGCGGGAGAUCGAGAACAUGCCGCUGCACCUGUUCACGCCCUGGAAGGGCCCCGUGCUGGCGGCCGUCAGCCUCUCCAUCCUCUUCUUCGUCUACUCCUUCGUGCGCGACAUCGUCCACCCCUACGUCAAGAGCCAGCAGAGCGACUUCUACAAGAUCCCCGUGGAGGUGGUCAACAAGACGCUGCCGGUGGUGGCCAUCACGCUGCUGGCCUUGGUCUACCUGGCCGGCCUCCUGGCCGCCGCCCACCAGCUCUACUACAGCACCAAGUACCGGCGCUUCCCGCACUGGCUGGAGGGCUGGCUGCAGAGCCGCAAGCAGCUGGGCCUCCUCAGCUUCUUCUUCGCCGGGGUGCACGUGCUGUACAGCCUCUGCCUGCCCCUCCGCAGGUCCGAGCGCUACCUCGUCCUCAACACCGCCUUCCAGCAGGUUCACGCCAAUGUGGAGAACUCGUGGAAUGAGGAGGAGGUGUGGAGGGUGGAGAUGUACCUCUCCUUUGGCAUCAUGAGUCUGGGACUCCUCUCCCUGCUGGCUGUCACCUCCAUCCCAUCUGUCAACAGCGCCCUCAACUGGCGGGAGUUCAGCUUCAUCCAGUCCACGCUGGGCUACAUCGCCCUCCUCAUCGCCACCUUCCACACCCUCCUCUUUGGCUGGAGGAGGGCCUUCCAGCCCGAGUCGUACCGUUUCUACCUGCCGCCCAACUUCGUGGUGGCGCUGGUGCUGCCGGUGACGGUGAUCCUGGGGAAGGCCGCUCUGCUGCUGCCGUGCAUUGGCCGCAAGUUGAGGAGGAUCCGGCGGGGCUGGGAGGGCAGCCAAUACCGCGAGGACACAACAGCAGGCUCCGCCUCCCACGUCUCGCCCGAGCGGGUCACCAUCAUGUGACCCUUCCCACACCGCCAAACCCCAACCCUUACCACCACUGCCCAAAAGUCAUCAAUCUAAUAUGAGAAUAAAGAGAAUAGCUAUGACCGUCAAUCACCGUGGAUACACCCACCCAUAAUUCAUCCAGAUUGAUCAUGUGCCCGUGUCUGCCCCUCCCAGUAUGUCCGUCCUCCACAAGGGUCGCUGUCACAUGACUUUCCCUAGCCCUAUGGCCGGUUGUGGAAGCCUGAUCUUGUCCGACCCCAGGAGGGUCGCCACCUUGUGGCCAGACUCUGUGACUGCAGGGAGCACAAGCCUCAACAGAUCUUGGAAAGAAAUCAUUUGAGGACUUCAUAUCCUGAAUGGUGUAAUGCACAGAUGCCACAGGUCAUGGGUGGACACGUUGGCAAUGCAGCUGCAGCAUAACAUUUACUGUUCAACUCCGCACGUCAUCGGAAAAGAGCUCGCUUUGGAAACCGCAGAUUUUAAAUAAUGCCAGCACCGUACAUCUGUGAAAAUGAUUCAUGUUCAUUUGUGCAUUACAGAUCUGUCAUGUCAAGGCAGAUGAAGAAGAGACUUGGGAACGCUUGGCUCUAAAAGAGCUCUUGGAAUGCAGAGGGGGAUGCAGUAACGACAUUGCAAAGCUUUUGUUCUACCAUGCCAAAAGAGGGUUCAGGGCACUAGCAGACAAGCUGUGGCCCAUUUGGAUUAAAACAUCCAGGCCUCAGCAUGACCGAAAAAGGAAAAAAAUAAUGGAAAACAAAAAAGUGUGUGUUUGUCUAUUUGAAUAGAAUAUAUAUUUUUAACUUCAGAUACUACUACUGAUGAUGACUGAAGUCAUUCAGAUGUAUUACUUGAACCAUGACAUCUGCAGUAUGCUAGCGCUCUGGUCUUAAUGGUCUUUGUAAAGCCUGUUUGUUGGUCUUUGUAGGUCUCUUGUUUGUCUGCCCCUCAGCUACAUGCUCUGAGUUUUACUCCCCUUUGAGCUGAAUAUGUGCCAGAAAUUUACUCCAAUCACCAUUACAAUUCACCUACCCUCUCAUCUACCAGGGGAAGGAUAUAGUCUUUUUCAAAAAAAAAAAAAUUAACUGCUUUUUCUCUACAGUGAUGUGACCAGCAGUAAAGUUCAGUUACAUUUCACAGUGCCAUACAGAAUAUAUGUAAGACGAGUCUGCUGUCAUUGUGAUAGUCUGCUGUGAAAGGGUGCCAAACAUGAGAAAUCAUGAGUAUGUUGUGGUAUAAAAAUGUACAAAUUGCCAAGUGCUUGUUUUGUGAUUAAAUACAUAUCUCUGUUCUACGCGUCCAACAGGAAUUCUCCUUCAUUUAGUCCAAUCACACCUGAAGAACUGGCUGGAGUUACUGUACGUGGAGAUACUCUUUAUAAGCAAAA
Messenger RNA from Megalops cyprinoides (Indo-Pacific tarpon), 3283 nucleotides. RefSeq names its product metalloreductase STEAP2-like. Gene Ontology annotation, biological process: copper ion import. Bases 433 to 1914 code for a protein of 493 amino acids. The record is from RefSeq and is a predicted model, not a curated record. Gene Ontology annotation, cellular component: endosome; plasma membrane. The transcript has 5 exons. Lineage: Eukaryota; Metazoa; Chordata; Actinopteri; Elopiformes; Megalopidae. Gene Ontology annotation, molecular function: ferric-chelate reductase (NADPH) activity; cupric reductase (NADH) activity.